UAGUUUUGCAUCUUUAUGAGAUCAAUAACUUGAUAGGAGGAAGGCUAAGAAAAUCUGUCAUUUUUUUUUUCUCUUUCCAGAUAUGAGAAAUGAGUGUUGGACGCAGAAGAUUAAAGCUGUUGGGAAUUUUGAUGAUGGUAAACAUUUUUAUUUACGUGAUUGUGGAAGUCUCGAAAAGUGGCAGCCAAGAGAAGAAUGCAAAGGGCCGUGUUAUUAUACCACGCACCAAAUUCUGGAGAAAAUACACUCCUCACAAAGCUUAUUGGAACAAACAGCAACAGAAGCUUGAACUGCUGUACAACCCUAUUCUGACCUUGCUUUCCAAUAUGACCGUGGAAGAGAACUUGGUUUUGAACUCAAGUGUUCUCAGUUCCUGUGACCCUGACCCAUGGGUACCUUCAGAGGUUAGUGACUUUGCAAACUUGCCAGACAGAUUCAAAGACUUUCUACUUUAUUUGAGGUGUAGAAAUUAUUCGUUGUUAAUGGAUCAGCCAAACAAAUGCAAACAUAAACCUUUUCUGCUGCUGGCUAUUAAGUCACUUACACCCCAUUUUGAUAGAAGGCAAGCAAUUAGGGAAUCCUGGGGCAAGGAAAUAGAAUCAGGGGAUGUGACAGUCAAACGGGUCUUCUUACUUGGACAGACCUCACCGGAGGAUAAUUUUCCUGAUCUUUCACACAUGAUAAAAUUUGAGAGUGAAACCUACCAAGACAUUCUCCUCUGGAACUACAGAGACACUUUCUUCAAUUUAACUCUGAAAGAGGUGCUGUUUCUUAAGUGGGUCAGCAGCAGCUGCGCAGAUGUCCAGUUUAUUUUUAAGGGUGAUGAUGAUGUUUUUGUGAAUACCCAUCAGAUCCUGGAUUACUUGAAGAGCUUAUCAAAGGACAAAGCCAAAGACUUAUUUGUAGGCGAUGUGAUCAAAGAUGCUGGACCUCAUAGAGAAAAAAAUUUGAAGUACUACAUCCCAGAAAGUGUUUAUGAAGGUUCGUAUCCUCCAUAUGCAGGAGGUGGUGGGUUUCUGUACUCUGGUGAUCUGGCAUUAAGACUGAAUAAUGCGUCUGACCAGGUACUCCUUUACCCCAUUGAUGAUGUUUAUACUGGAAUGUGCCUUCAGAAGCUUGGGCUUGCUCCGGAAAAACAUAAAGGCUUCAAAACAUUUGAUAUCGAAGAGAAAUACAGAAAUAACAUAUGCUCCUACACAAACUUAAUGUUAGUACAUAGUAGAAAACCUCAAGAAAUGAUUAAGAUUUGGACACGCUUGCAAGAUCCACACUUAAAUUGUUAAAAGCAUGGUUUGGAUCUCCUAUAAAGCGGUAGCAAAUCUAGAAUUGUGCAGAUCCGAAGAGUUUCGAAUU
Molecule: messenger RNA, 1353 nt
Organism: Charadrius vociferus (killdeer)
Lineage: Eukaryota; Metazoa; Chordata; Aves; Charadriiformes; Charadriidae
Gene: B3GNT2
Product: UDP-GlcNAc:betaGal beta-1,3-N-acetylglucosaminyltransferase 2
Exons: 2
Coding region: 90-1283 (397 amino acids)
Cellular component (GO): membrane
Molecular function (GO): hexosyltransferase activity
Source: RefSeq, a predicted model, not a curated record